GUGUAUAUUGAAUUUAUUUAGAUAUGCCACUAGAGUCGAUUGUGGAUCCUACCGUAACGAUAAAACCAUCCAAGAAAUUGAUAGAUUUUAUCUUGCACGAUGUAAAAAACGCGGACGAUGCGCCGGACGGCAUCGCGGCCUUGCGCAAAUCGAAGAGGUCUAAGAGAGAGAUCGCGAAUGCCACGUUAAAAAUCGAGGACCUCAGAUGGUUGAAUAAAUAUAUGAAAGAGCAUAGAAAACCCGCGACGGUAAAGGUCUACCUGCACGAACUUCUCGACGAUUCCGACGUGAUAUUGCCGACGCCGAGGGAGACGCCGCGAAAUCCGGAAUUGGAGGCUCGAGUGCAGAAGUUAACGGCGCAACAGAACGCCAGAGAAUAUCAGGCGAUGACGAAGAGCAUCGAUUCCGUGCGGAAAUUCCUACCGGAGGACAGCAUUGCGUAUCAAAUGAAGCAGAUAAACAAGCAGCUGAUCGCCGUCGCGCAAUUCAUAUUUUCUGUGAUAGCUGGCUUCGCUUUCGGAUUCAUCGGCGUGGAACUCAUAAUCGGUGGCCUAGACUUCGGAUUCAGAUUACUCCUGGGUAUAAUUUGCGCGCUGAUCAUAGCGCUGGCCGAGAUCUACUUCCUAGCUUUAAAGCUGAAUGAGAACGGUUUUGAUGUAACGUCCAAAUCGACGAAAUUACAUCAAGAAUAACGUUCCAAUUGCUACGUUUUCCAUUGCCUUGAACAUAUGUACCAUAGCAAGAGCAGUCUAGACAUACGCCGAUAAUGCAAAAAGUAAUACGCAAGCUACUUUCGCUAACUUUGUAUUGUACAAAAUUUUAGAAAAUGUACAUCCAUUCCUCUGAUUGUUGUAUACUACAAGAUUCUUGAAGACCAAAUAAAACGAGACAUCGUGAUA
Molecule: messenger RNA, 899 nt
Organism: Wasmannia auropunctata (little fire ant)
Lineage: Eukaryota; Metazoa; Arthropoda; Insecta; Hymenoptera; Formicidae
Product: transmembrane protein 199
Exons: 2
Coding region: 24-692 (222 amino acids)
Biological process (GO): vacuolar proton-transporting V-type ATPase complex assembly
Cellular component (GO): endomembrane system
Source: RefSeq, a predicted model, not a curated record